GGCGAUACUUCCUGUUUACGUCGCAUUUGUUUACAAAUGCUUUUUGGAUAAAAUUUUACAUUUUCGGUGCAUCUGAUUUCGGAUUUUCCAUUUGGGACGUUUUUAAUGAUGAUAACUUAUUAUUGACAGACCCAUCUAAUCUUUCCAUCACAGGAAUGUAACCUGAGAUUAGAUAUAAUGAUAAUGGGGAAUUUCACAAGCUUGAAGUAUGCCUGUUUUUUAUCAUGUUUAGUUGGUUGUGUAGGAGCACUGUCAGCAAAGGGCAAUAAAGUUGACAAAAUAAAUGGUCGAAAUAUUCCACAACAAGUACACAUAGGAUUUGGCGAGACGACUAAUGAAAUGGUGGUGAUGUGGUCAACAGAACACAAUGAUUCUUCUGUUGUAGAGUACCAUACUGGUGACAACUCGGACGAAAAUGUAAAAACUGUUCGAGGAAAUACCGUGUAUUUUCCAGAAAAUGCUAAUGGAUUGCAAUUUUUUCACAGAGUUCUUCUGUCCAAAUUACAACCAGGUGUAAAAUAUUAUUAUGCAGUUCGUGGUGAAAAGCGCGAAUCAAUUAGUGAUCAGUUUAGCUUUGUAACUCCGGACUCCAAUGAAAAGCAGAUAUUCAUGAUUUAUGGUGAUAUGGGAACAAUGACAAAGAGUCUGCCAUUUAUUGUGUAUGAAGCAACUGGAGAAACAAAGUAUACAUCUAUCUUUCACUUGGGGGAUAUUGCAUAUGAUCUUGGAAGAGAAAAUGGUGCUAUUGGUGACAAAUUCUUUACAAAAGUUGAAAGGAUGGCUGCACGCAUUCCAUACAUGACUAUACCUGGUGAUCAUGAAAUGUUCCCCAAAAGCAAAAACCAGUAUUUGCAUAGAAUUUCAAAUCCAGGGAAAGAAUGGCCGAUGCGUCCAGAAGAUUUGUGGUAUAGCGUUAACAUCGGAAAAGUUCAUUUCAUUUGCAUUUCAACAGAGGUUUUUUUCACAAACAAGAUGAAUAUUCAGAAGAUCAUGGAUUGGUUGGUUCAGGAUUUAGAGGAAGCCAAUACGCAAAGACAGAAGUAUCCCUGGAUUGUGGUGAUGGCUCAUCGUCCUUUGUACUGCUCUACAGAUGACAAAAAUGAAGAUUGCACAAAGGCCCAUUCUGUUGUUCGAACUCAUUUGGAGGACAUGUUUUAUUUCUAUGGAGUUGAUCUAGUUUUCAGUGGCCACCAACAUAUGUACGAGAGAACAUGGCCUGUGUAUAAAAACAGAGUUUUAGCUUACAAUUAUCUUGAUCCAAGGGGAACUGUUCACAUUGUAAUCGGCAACAUGGGAAAUGUCUACCUGACAGAGAAGGGAAGUAAACCUGGGGGGCCUUGGUCUUCAUUCAUCUCACGCUCAGAACACGAGAUGUAUGGAAGACUCUAUGUUUACAAUAGUACCCAUAUUUACUGGGAAGUCCGAGGGGCCCAGGACAAUGAUUUGUAUGACAGUCGCUGGAUCAUACAAAGAAUUCAUGGUCCAUUCAACAAAAGUUCUAUUUUUAUUCCUGAUCCACUUGGUGCGGCAGGAGCAGCGUGGCGUAGACAACAAGAAGACUCGAGUGAUUUCAUUAAUCUCCGAUUUUUCUAUAUGAAUGGAGAUGACUAUACAAAUCGCAUCACUGUUUUAACUUUUACAGUCAUAAUUUUACUAUUUGGUUUGUGUUUCAAAAAGAAAAUAUUGAAUAUUGUACGGUUGUGUUUUGUUAAACAAGAAUCACUGCCAAAGUAAAAUGUUAAUGAAGUGGCUUAAACAUGUUGAAUAAGGAGAACUUGUUCAAGAAUAGUUUUGGAUAUAUUAUGCAAGAAACAUAGGUAUACAGAGGAUAAAUUGUUAAAGCAUCAAAUAUUUGUUAAUCGUUUAUUUCCAUUUAAGUAAGGAAAAAAUUAUCAUAUAUUUCUGGAAAAAAAAACUUAUGCAAAAGAAAAGGGUGACAUGCAUGCAAUUUUUUACAUAAAAAUAUAUUAUAUAGGUAAAUCAUGUAAGUUUUGUGCCUAUACUAUGUAUGAUGCAGGUCUGGCUCCUGGGUCAUAAAUUUAAAUGAGCUCAUUUUUAAAAGAUCAAAAGUGGGCUGGUCUAAGUUUAAUGUCCCAGGUGCCUGGUCUGAGAAAAAUGAGCAAAAAAGUUAUGUUUUAUUCACGAAAUCUGUCAAAGUUAAAAUAGAGGAUUAUGUAUACAUUGUAAAUUAAUUUCUUUAAUUCAAAGUCAUUAGUGUUUGCCAAAUGAAGAAUGCUUUAUUUUUUUUAAAAUUGUGCCUGUUUUAUUUGCAUAUCAAAUGUUGGUUGUAUGUUUAUCACGUAACAGUUCUUAUUUGUACAGUUUACAUUUCAAUUAAAUUUGUUUGUCUGUCUUUCAUGGAUUUAAAAAUGAAAUUUUAAAUCUGAUUUUUUUUAGAUUGAAUCAAAUCAUCAUUUCCUAUAAAUAUUUUCCCCAUACACAUUAUGUUAUAUCAUUUGCUGUUCAUUGAUAAUCUUAAUUUUUAAAACUGUACAUGUUUAUAGUGUGUAAAUAGUUUGAGGGAAAACUUCUGCUUUUAAUAUGUAGCAUUUCAAUAUGUAAAUUUGAUUCCAAAGCUUGUGUUAUAGGAGUAUUUUGUUUUGUAUAUUUAAUGUUAAUGUGUAUAUGUAGCUCUUGUUCACCCUGUAUAUUUCUAGAAUAUUUAUCUUUGGUGUAUGUUUGUGAGAGAGUUAUCAGUAAAGUUUCAAAAGAAAAAAUAUAUACAAUAUAUGUACAUGUAUAUUAAUUUAAAAAUGGAUGCAUAUUCAAUUAUUUGGAGUAUAUUUGAGAGAGAGAGAGAGAGAGAGAGAGAGAGAGAGGACAGCAUACAUCAGUCAGAUGAAAAGAAAAAAUGAGUGUUAUGGUGCAUCUAGUUUAAUCAAGAGUGCUUGAUAAAAUUUUUUUAAAAAUGCUUAUGAAUAAAAAUCAUAUAUGCCUGAAA
This is a messenger RNA of Saccostrea cuccullata (small rock oyster), 2941 nucleotides long. RefSeq names its product acid phosphatase type 7-like. Lineage: Eukaryota; Metazoa; Mollusca; Bivalvia; Ostreida; Ostreidae. Gene Ontology annotation, molecular function: acid phosphatase activity; metal ion binding. The coding region runs from base 178 to 1734 and encodes 518 amino acids. The record is from RefSeq and is a predicted model, not a curated record. The transcript has a single exon.